AUGGCGAACGAUAGGGAAAUUCUUCGUGAAAUUUGGGAAGGCAAACUGCCGAUUUGUUUUCGUUUAGACAGUGAAGAAGUAGCAGAUGUUCGCGAACCAGACCCAUUUUAUUUGAUGGUUCCCAGACUCAGUUAUUUUCCUUUAGUAACAGACAAAAUAAAAAGACACUUUCUCAAAUAUGUAGACUGUGAGAAGUCAGAGCAAGAAAUGUGGCUUGAAUACAAUGGACAACCUUUAAAAUGGCAUUAUCCAAUUGGGGUAUUGUUUGAUCUUUCAUUUGACAAAGACGAGAUUCUGCCUUGGAAUAUAAUUGUGCAUUUUGAUAAGUUUCCUGAAGCUGAGAUUUUUAGAUUUAGUAAUAAAGAUAUGGUAGAGGCUUAUUUCAUGUCUUGUUUAAAAGAAGCUGAUGUACUAAAACAUAGAGGACAAAUUGCAGGUAGUAUGCAGAAAAAAGACCACAAUCAGUUAUGGUUGGGAUUGCAGAACGACAAAUUUGAUCAAUUUUGGGCUGUAAAUAGGAAACUAAUGGAAACUACAAAUGAUCAAGAUCAUUUUAAAUAUAUUCCGUUCAGGUGCUAUAUGGACAGUGGAUAUAAACAAAAACUGGUAAAGCCUGUUACAGAUGGUGGUGCUAAAAAGACUUUACAAGACCUAGUUAAUGAAAUAUUUCCAGAAAAUGGCAAUGUAAAAGUAAAGACACAUGGACUCAUUCCUCCUUCAGAUACUCCUCUACAGUGGCUGUCGGAACAUUUAAGUUACCCAGACAACUUUUUACAUCUUUGUGUUACGAGUUGA
Molecule: messenger RNA, 795 nt
Organism: Diabrotica balteata
Lineage: Eukaryota; Metazoa; Arthropoda; Insecta; Coleoptera; Chrysomelidae
Source: the annotation of a GenBank genome assembly